CGUCCUACUUUCAGAGACCUUCUCAAAACCCCCGUGUUCAAGUCGCUCUUCCUCACCUUUGUUUUCGGGACGGUGGUGGUAGAUGUCAUGAAAGGAAGAAGGGCUCUUGAAGAGAUUAAAAGCAACCACGAAGCCAAGUUUGGCAUCUUGGAGGAUGUUAUUGCCAAGUUGAAGAACGGUGAGAAGGUAGACAUUGCCAGAGAACUCAAAUUGGCCAAAACACUCUCGACGAAAGAACAGCGCGAGAACGAUAUCGAGGUCGAUGAACAGAUAGAAAACUGGUUCAAGAUGCUCGAUAACGACAAUGUGAAGCCGGAGAAGGAGGAGUUAGAUGCUCAAGUGCAUUUGACAGUGGAGCCUCAGGUUGAG
Suhomyces tanzawaensis NRRL Y-17324 is the source of this 369-nucleotide messenger RNA. RefSeq lists its product as uncharacterized. The transcript has a single exon. The annotation marks the transcript as partial. NCBI's taxonomy places the organism in Eukaryota, Fungi, Ascomycota, Pichiomycetes, Serinales, Debaryomycetaceae. The record is from RefSeq and is a predicted model, not a curated record.